AUGAUCUAUGGUUUGGUGCUGUUCCCGAAUAUCCCGAAUUUCGUCGAUCUCACUGCCAUUUGCCUCUUUAUGGAUCAAAACCCCGUGCCUACUCUCUUGGCAGAUACUUAUUAUGCUGUUCAUUCCAGGUAUGGGACGAAGGGAGCCGUUGGAGGCUGUUUACCGUUGUUAUACGAGUGGUUCAUUUCACACUUGCCUAAAAGUGGACCGUUUGUCACAACAAGAGACUCACAGAAAUGGCCUCAAAGGACCAUGGGGCUUACGGCGAAUGACAUCGUUUGGUAUCACCUUGGGAAAGGGAUAGAGGAAGUUAUUACUAGAUGUGGUAGUUUUGACAACGUUCCCCUCAUAGGAACGAAGGGAGUUAUCAAUUACAACCCGAGGCUAGCGCUGCGCCAGUUGGGUUUUGCACUAAAGGACAAGCCGUUAGACAAGGAAAUAUUUGAAUCCGUUUGCUUUAAGAAAGGGGCUGAUCCAGAGGGUCUAGAAAAAGUGAGGAGCGCCUGGAAUAGUAUUCAUACCGAUGACCGAACUUCCUUAGGAGGGAAGAAUGCCAUUGCUAAACAAGCCUACACUGAUUGGGUAAAAGAUAGAGUCAAGGAGCGCCUGUUGCCUUUCCCGAAGGUUAAACCAUUGUAUGAACAACCACCUGAAGUUUUAACUGCCACCGUGCCAGCUGAAGACUAUACCCAGGUACAUGUGGAAAACAUCCGGUUGCGUGAGAAGGGGGAAGAUGCUAAGAUAGAGUACUUCUUGGUGAAUCAGAAAAGGGCUGAAUUAGCACAUGAGAUCAUAAAAAAGGCCAUAAAAGAGGCAGAAGAGAAGCUCAAGCAAAAGUACAGAGAAGACUUGAAGGCCUGCAAGCUCCAGUUAGAAAAAGAGACUAAAUAUCAGCUGAGGACUAUGAAAAAGAAACUGGAAGAUGAGACUACUCAGAGAAUAGCAGUCGAAACACAGCUGAAAGGAAGUCACCUCCGCUCUGCACGACUAACAGAAGAGAAUGUCAAACUCAGAAAUCAAAUGGCAAAUAUGGAGAAUGCACCUGAGAAAGAUUAUCUCCCAGAAU
Molecule: messenger RNA, 1066 nt
Organism: Vicia villosa (hairy vetch)
Lineage: Eukaryota; Viridiplantae; Streptophyta; Magnoliopsida; Fabales; Fabaceae
Exons: 2
Source: RefSeq, a predicted model, not a curated record